UCUGAAAAAGCCUACUUUUAUAUUUCUCUUAUUCUAAAAUGUUGGUACAAAGAUGAAUUUGCAGAUGCGAUGAUUAAUGAUGAGCCAUUUGUUAGAGAAAAGUCAUUGGAAGACAACAUACAAACUACAGCAAAAGCAAUUAGCUAUAAACAAUCAAUUAAAGGAUCAUUACUUGGACUUGCUCAUAAAUAUGUAGAAUUGUUUAAUUAUGAUGAUUUGAAUGAUUCAGACAUUUUAAUGGAAAUAUUUAAAGAAUGGAUGCAUAUACAUGAGAAAGGACAAUGUAACAAACAAACCAUAGAACAGAACAAUCAAGUAAUUGAAUCUGAUCAAGAUACCGAAACUACACAACUAGAUAUUCAGAAUCCACUUAAACAUAUUAGAAAAGGGUGUCCUCCUAAAAGACAAAUAAAAUCAGCAAUUGAACAAUCAAAAAAAAGUAAACAUUCAGCUGAUACUUCGUCCUGUGCUUCUCGUCAGUGUAGUAUUUGCAAAA
Molecule: messenger RNA, 496 nt
Organism: Racocetra fulgida
Lineage: Eukaryota; Fungi; Glomeromycota; Glomeromycetes; Diversisporales; Gigasporaceae
Source: the annotation of a GenBank genome assembly